Fusarium odoratissimum NRRL 54006 is the source of this 2878-nucleotide messenger RNA. RefSeq lists its product as uncharacterized. Gene Ontology annotation, molecular function: protein binding. Lineage: Eukaryota; Fungi; Ascomycota; Sordariomycetes; Hypocreales; Nectriaceae. The record is from RefSeq and is a predicted model, not a curated record. The transcript is spliced from 4 exons. The coding region runs from base 274 to 2640 and encodes 788 amino acids.
CUUUUUCUCUGUAAAGCUUUCGAACCCGACCCUAUCCAAGUCAUUUUUGCGAAUAAACACAAUUUAUCACCUACGAUGGAGGUCCUUGGUGCCGUAGCCAGCUCCAUCGCCGUAGUGCAGGCUUUGGCAGCUGGGAAACAUGCCGUCUCUCUUUUUUCGAGAAAUUCCGGAUAUUCAGAAAGACUUUGACUAUCUGAUGAAGGAGGUUGGCCCCUAACUUGCUGGCACUAUUUGCAGUAGUUCACCGAACUAAAAUCCGAUUCUCAGCUGAACAUGAUCAAAUCCAUGGCGCAAGCUGUCUCAAGAAUGGCUCCCACAGCACUGGAACAAGAUCUUAUCAAUACUGCAGCGCGAAAUCUGAAUGAGAUCACCGCAGAACUCGAAGCGUUAUUACGGAUAUGUUCUCACGAGAGUGGCCCAGUGGGGAACAAGAUGAACAAGGCAAGGAAGAGAAAGUGGCUUGUAGAGAAAAGCGACAUCAAGAAGCUUCAACAGAGGAUGAUCCAAGCCAAAGAAACUCUUCACUUUGCUCUGAACUCGUCGCGCGUAUCCAACGAUAUUCGAUUUCAGGCAGAAAUGAGACAGAUUAUGAUGAACAUGCAAACGAUGCAUACAAGCUCGCCAAGUCCGCCACUUCAAGUUCCGCAACUACCGGAAAUCAUAGAGAGUCCAGCACCAGUUCAACAACUUCAGGACGAUCAUACACCGGAGUCAGACGCAGUGGUUAUGAACAAUGGUCAUGACAGCAAUCUGAAACACAUGAAUGGCUCUGUGCAGAUAAACUCUGUGGUAUCGACUCAGAGAAUACCAUCUGAUUCAGCAUGCCGGUGCCGAUGUCACUUCUCUGAGAGUCAAUAUCAAAGCUCUGGGUGGAUGCACUCACUCCUUGGGUCCUGGCUUGUGCGUUGUAAGAGUUCAUCACGAAAGGAAUGUUCAGAUCCAGAAUGCCACUGCAUAGAAUCUGCGUUCCUGAGAAUGGAGUACCAGGUUCCGAGAUGGUUUCUCAUCGGGACAUUCAAGAUUUGUGCGUCUUAUAGCAGCCUUUCCGGAUUGACCUGCGCCCUGCGCCCCUUUAGAUCGAUUGAGAACGAUUCUAUGGUGUGGAUUAACCAAGAAGGCUCAAGCCAAGUAGUUAGGAGAUCAGUGGCUGUGUAUGGCAUUUACCCUCAUGACACGGAUAUUCGUGGCAUGGGACUCAUGGAGUAUUCUCUUGAUCAGCAACUUUACUCCUCUUUGGAGGCUCUUCUGGAUAUAUGGAAGAAUAUCCUGACUGAGGUUGGGUUACCCAGACGUGUCGCGAUGGCUGCCGCCAUAUCACUACGAGACUAUGAACUCAACGAUAACGAGACGUAUCUUGUGAAAAACGUUCUCGGCUUCUCUCGAGAUCCAACGGAAGCGGCAACGACCAAAGUUCACAAGGCGAUCUUGCAAUGUGCGGACCUGCAAGAAGUAUUACAAGAGCAACCUUGGGCUGUCAACACGAUUGACGACACUGGCGACUCUCCUCUUUAUCUUGCAACUGAUAAAAAGCAAGUUAGGUCCAUGGAAGUUCUCAUUUCAGCAGGGGCUGAUGUUAAUCAACAAUCGUUCAAGGGAUGGACACCUCUCAUGGCCGCAGUCUGGCAACAAAACGUCGAGUCUGUAAAUCUGCUGCUCAAGUCCAAAUCUAACGUUAAUUUGUGCAAUGACCAAGGCAUGACAGCAUUGCAUUGGGCUUUGAUGAAAGCCAACCCCGAGGUCACCAGCCUUUUGCUAGCGGCAGGCGCAUCCGUAAAGCAUCGCAAUAUGUACGGCGAUACGCCACUGCAUAGUCUGGUCGGAUCUACAAACACUACUCAUCAAGACAUCGAAGCAGCCAUUGAGAUGCUGCUCGUGGCAGGAUCUGACCUUGAAGCACGAAACAAUCUAGGGAUUACCCCUUUCCUUCUAUCAAUUCAUCACAAUAAAUUGGAAUUCACAAGAGGUUUGGUAAAGUCACAUUGCUCUGUUCAUGUCUUUAAUGACUAUUCUCAAAACGUGCUGCAUCUUGCAGCCAGAUACGCUUCACUAGAAUUACUUUGGUAUCUUUCUGUCUUGGACCUAUCCGGCAUUAAUCCAUAUCAGGAAGACUCAUUUGGCGACACGCCCUUUGAUGAUCUCGUCAGAAACUCUCAUGCUACGGGCGGAUGGGACCUGGGGGAUUCUCGUAGGCCAAGUCUCGCCGAGCAAGAGGCUUUUGUCGAGCUUUAUCAAGGCGUUCGAGAUCAAGCCCUACAGAAUGAUAUUCAGAAUCUUGAGCGAGUACUCGGCGCGUUGCAAGAGCAGGACAUUGCAGUCGCCCGAGAACAUCUAGCCAUGUUGAUCAGAAAAGAGAAACGAUGGGAGCGUGGAAAUCUGGUUUCUUGGUAUCGAGCUCUCGACAAGCGAAUCCAGCACGCGGAAUGGGAAUUAGCAACAGAAGAUAUAGAUGGUCAUCUACUAGACUUGCAAGAAGAACUCGCAACCUCGGUUUGGGAGAUCCCAUCAAAAUACGGCUACUUGUGGGAAUUUGAUGAUGGAGAGUCAGCCAGUGAAGAGGUAUCUGAAAGUGAGGACAGAUCUGAAAAAUUGUAUGAUUCUGACCAACAAGUCGUACAUGAGGAUGAUGCUCAAGCAGCCUGAGAAUAAAACUAGUGACAUCGUUGGGUAUAAAGGCAAAUAUUCAGACAAAAAAGCGUGAGGGCUGAUGUCCAAAUUUUACAAGAUUCAUGGAUACAAGCGCAGAGAAAGCGAGCCAGGGUUUUGAAUUACGAAACACGGUCAAGUCGAUACUAGUUCAGACAAGUGGCAUUUAACAGCGGCUACCAUGAAAUCUAUCUGGAAGUGUUCUACCAUUAGUACAAUCAUACAAUCAAUCCCC